AUGAUCAAAGAGCUUCAAGGUGGCAACAUGGCGACGAAGUUCAAGACGGACGAAGAAAUGCGCGGGGAUCGACUUACGCAGUGUCUGGACGACAUUAUGAGGGCUUCUACCGAAAUGAUGGUCCAGCAGCAGCUAAAAACCAUACAGUUAAACUCGGACGUGGCGGCGGGCUUCCGGAAAGCGCUGUCCAAAUCGCUGGGGGACCGCGUGCGCGCUUUCCACUCGAUCCUGGACGGCGUAGAGACGACGCUGACGACCGCGUCGCAGUAUCUGGAUGCGGUGGAGGAGGCGGCGGUGAAGAUGAAGCAGUGGAAGCAGCAGCAGGAGGAGGAGCAGAGACGCAAACAUCAGGCGGAGCUGGAAAAGAACAAGCGGCAGCAGGAGCAUGACGCGGCCACGAAGGCCGCGGCGGCGCAGCAGCUGAUGGCGCAACAGAGCCCUGUGGAUCUGACGGCGCCGACUCCCACGGGCCUGGCGUCGAACCUGGACAAGAGCAACCGGGUCGGGGGUGUCAAGCCGUUCAGCGCCGAGUUUGGCCACCUGGACGAGAUGGACCUGUCGAUGUUUGGCGGUAUAGACGGCCAUGGGGACUUUUCACUCGAGGAUUUUAACAUGGGCGGCAACAGCGUGCCGCUUAACGGGGGCCGUCCGAGAAACAUGGUGAUGGCGGACGCGGGCGGCUUCCCCGCACGCGGAGGCAUGGGCCGCGGCGGCGCGACUGCCAUCAACAAUGGUGCACAGGAGAUCAAGACCAGCACCAACGAAGCCAGCACGAAUAACAGGAACAAUGACGGCACCGGCGGUGCCAGUAACCCCCGCAUCAGCAGCAACUACAAUUCGGCGGUUGCCGACCACGAGAGUAUCGGCCUGCGGGUGGACGCUAAUGGACAGAACACUAAACAAAGCGGCCAGCAGUCUGGUGCGGGGCUGAACCCGGACGACUAUCUCACUCUGAAUGACUUCAACGACCUUGGCAUUGACUGGAACACCGGGGAGAAUAAUGAGCUUGAUCUUAAUGAUUUUAAUAUAUAA
This is a messenger RNA of Eremothecium gossypii ATCC 10895, 1032 nucleotides long. It is a transcript of the gene MED2, whose product is annotated as Med2p. Bases 1 to 1032 code for a protein of 343 amino acids. The transcript has a single exon. The record is from RefSeq and is marked provisional. Lineage: Eukaryota; Fungi; Ascomycota; Saccharomycetes; Saccharomycetales; Saccharomycetaceae.